Molecule: messenger RNA, 2058 nt
Organism: Pseudophryne corroboree (corroboree frog)
Lineage: Eukaryota; Metazoa; Chordata; Amphibia; Anura; Myobatrachidae
Gene: CABP7
Product: calcium binding protein 7
Exons: 5
Coding region: 598-1245 (215 amino acids)
Cellular component (GO): trans-Golgi network membrane
Molecular function (GO): calcium ion binding
Source: RefSeq, a predicted model, not a curated record
CCCCCCCCCCCCCCCCCCUCCAAUUUCUUCCACUCGUCUCUCUCUUUCAUUCUGCCUUUCCUCUUCCCUUUCUCCUGUUGCCUGUCUCAUUCCCCUGCAUUUCCCCUUGCCUUCUUCUCCUGUCACUCUGUUUCCUUGUCUGUCACUACUGUCUCUUUCAUUCUCCUUCUUGUCUUUCACAUUCCCCCUUUUUCUCCAUUUUCAUCUGCUGGUUUUCCUCUCUGUACCUGUGUCCUACCGCAUGCCCUCUUUCUGCCGUCUCUUCAUAUGACAUCCCCCCCUCUCUCUCUCUGCGGUCUCUUCACAUGACAUCCACCCCCCUCUCUCUCUCUCUCUAUCUCUCUCUGUCUGCGGUCUCUUCACAUGACAUCCCUUCACUCUGCUGUCUCUGACAUUCCUCCUGUACGUGGCACACACUCUCACCGUGAUAGCGGCAGUCUGCCCGCAUGCAGCUCACCUGUGACACUCGCCCAUUGACAGCCCCUGUACUGUGUGUCGGUGGUCAUCUCCCGGUGACAGUCUCUCGGUGACAGUCACUCCGUAUGCUGCCCUUGCGAGUUGUUGUAUCUGCCUCCGGGUGUCCUAUCGCCCGCAGAGAUGCCUUUUCACCCGGUGACGGCGGCGUUAAUGUACCGGGGGGUCUACACCAUCCCCGAAUUACUGAGAGAUCACUCACCUACUCAGCUUCCCGAAGACGAGAUAGAGGAGAUUCGAGAAGCCUUCAAGGUGUUUGAUCGGGAUGGAAAUGGAUUCAUCUCCAAGCAGGAGCUGGGCACUGCAAUGAGGUCUUUGGGGUAUAUGCCCAAUGAAGUGGAACUGGAGGUUAUUAUACAGAGGCUGGAUAUGGAUGGGGAUGGUCAGGUGGACUUUGAAGAGUUCGUGACAUUAUUGGGACCAAAGAUCACAACUUCCGGGAUCCCCGAUAAAUUUCGUGGAGCUGACUUUGACACUGUGUUUUGGAAGUGUGACAUGCAGUCACUGUCAGUGGAAGAACUUAAGCGGUUGUUGUACGACACAUUCUGUGAGCACCUGUCCAUGAGAGACAUUGAGAACAUCAUCCUGACGGAGGAGGCUGGAAACCUGGGUAACAGAGGGGAUUGUCCCGUCGAUAUGGAGACUUCCCCAAAUCAACAAAUCCGCCAGACCUGUGUACGUAAGAGCCUGAUCUGCGCCUUCGCCAUCGCCUUCAUUAUCAGUGUGAUGCUAAUAGCAGCCAAUCAGGUCUUGCGCAGUGGUAUGAAGUGACCACGUGGGGAUACCAAGCCAUGAACUUUGAUGUACUUUCAGGAGAUUCUCCUGCCUUUUCCCCACCCAUAAAACGACUACAACAUACAGAGAGGGAACCACAAAGACCUUGAAAACUUUGGGAUACCCCCUCCAGUGUCUGAAUGUGCAUGGGAGGAUUUGCAUGGAAAAUGCAUGGGCAUUUAAAUUGUCAGGUGACCAUCUGUGCUUUCAAAAUCUGUGACACGAAGGGACUCUCUCUAUAUAUAAUAGGUGUAUAUAUGUAUACGGAUAUAUAACUCUAUAUUUAUGAGCAAUAACACUUUUGGUCGAUAAAGGGUUAACUCUGGUUGCUGGGCACAGGGUCAGUCGGGUUAAUAAGCUCCUGCUAAUGUGUAAGCUUUUCUACACUGCAAAAUGAGAGGCAGCAUGAAGGUUAAUUUGUCUUCCCUUCCCCCCCGUCAUCCGCCUUAGCCCCUAAUAUGCUGAAUGGUUUGAUGUUAAAUGUAGCUCUCCUUAUUUUCCUUCCACACAUCUCUAUAUUGAAAUAACUGCUUAGAGUAUAAUUGGCCCAAUACCCUGCUUGGACUUUAUACCUUGUGACACAGGAAGGGGUGGGGGGGAUUGCGGUGAAGCCCUGAUCCCCUUUGCUGCAGUUACAUUGGCUACUGAUAAGCUGCAAGUGCUUCAAGAACAAGAGUUGAUAUUGUUAUUUUUCAACCCAGGAAUGUUCAUCAUAAUGAGAAAUUGUCUGUAUGCAGAAUAUUCACCAGUUCUCUAUUUUACUACUGAUUUCCAUCUCCACAUUCCUUAAGAACUCACCCCACUGCAUCU